GCCUCGCCUUCAAACAACGUUUAACGAAGCUAUGCUUGAUCUUUUCUCUACGCAGCAAUUACACACAGUAUACUCACGCAUGAUUUGCAAGAUGAGCCACGCACAAUCCAGACUACCGGUUUAUAGCUACCCUUGAAACGAAUAUGGACGAAGGAUCAGCGGAGGGACAAUAUUUUCGCCGAUCGCGAGGUGUGCCAUUCAACGACUGUCCAAACAAUAGUUUUUGCAAUACCGUUGCCUACGAACAACAACAGAGUUCGGUUUUCCAUUAAACCAAACGGCAAGGAUUCUGACGUCAACGCGCGAUGAGGCUUCGUCUCCCCCCAGGAGAGCCGGCUUCAUGGUUGGAUGUCCUCGGCGCAGCUGCGACUUCUGAAAAGGGACGUCCCGGCGCGGCGCCCCUGACGCCGACGGCGACGACGAACCCGGGAAGACGUCGAUCACCAGUCUGUGAGAUGUCGUCGACACGAACGGACACUUUGUAGCCGCCCUCGUCGUCCACGCGUUUCCGUGUUUGUGUUUCGUUGUGUGAAGUUCGUGGAGAAUGUGCGGAUAGCGGAUACGUGCCGUGAACAGUCACCGCAGACAGGGUCGCGCGUCCUCGGCCUUUCCGGUUGGUAAGCUAUCGACAGGCAUUUGCGACCAUUGAUUCGCGACAACCUCUGCUAAGAGCUUAAAGAGCGAUCAGAACGAUAAGAAGAUCACAAGAUAAGAAACGAUAGUCUUAAAUCGAGAAAGAGCAUCGGCAUACUGGCGCAUUGCGAACCUUCAGACAGAACACCGCAGUCUCGGAGCGACAUUCUCGUACAACACCACGAACAGGGAACGUGAUUCGCUUGACAAUCGUCGAAACUCCUAAAGGGGAAAGUAUCGAAAGUAGGUUUCCCUCGAAAUUUUGGAUCGUCGCGUUAUCGAAUCGCCUGAUUGGACAUGGGCAAAUUUCUUAUCUAGAUGCAAAUUUUACAUGACAGAUAUAGUAGACGUCAUUUUUAUUGAUUUUCAAGCAAUACAGACGUAUAGAUUUAUUUUUCAGCGUUUCGAUAUAGUAAAUUAAAAUUCGAGCUGUAGAAUGAAAUCAUUACAGUUAUUCAAAUAUAAAUUGCGAAUGACGAAUAAACGAUAAACGAUUUUGUAUACAUUAUUUCUUUAAUAAAAGUAACAAUCUCCAACUCGUACAACCAAAAUGAAUUUUACAUGAAAAAAAUAGUAAUUUAUUUCUAUAACAAUGUUUCUAUCCGUUAUCUAUUAUCGAGAUUAAACUCUGCCUAUCUUUGUCGUCGUAUCGCACCCGUGCCACGGUUCUGUUCCAACAAAUAUUCUCGGAAGAGUUUCCCAUCGUAUUCCCCUGCUUCCUGUCGCGAUUCGUCACUGUAGCUGUUCGCGCAUCGACGAAGAAUACAACUAUUACCGGCAUCGCAGGAUGUAAGAUCAUCGAUACCUAUUUUUAUCGUCUCGUUCGUCCGUCGACGAUCCACAGAUCCACUGCCAGCUGGCAAAAACGUCGCGAUUUCGUCGAAUCGUGGUGUUUUCUAACAUUUGUCACUUCGUUUGUUUAGAACAACCUUUCGCAAAACUUUUCGUGGGAUGUUAGCGUUUCGUUCGAUACGAACGAGUGUUUUGUGAAAAAUUAAAACGAAUAAUUAUCUUUAAAAAUGAAAUAGAUCUGAGCAUUAAUUAUACGUUUUCAUUUUGGAGAUCAAUACAAACGAAUGAAAAUACUCCGUGACUCGUCAGUUUAGGAGAGACUGGUUUAGCGGGAUAAUCACGAGCCGCCGCGGUUGUGCUUCCAGAUGUAAACAAGAAACCGCCCGAAUUGUUUUGCAUCGAGUUUCAAGUACCUGUCGAUAGAUAAGAGAACGUUAAAGGAAUACUUUUUCAUGGUUCAUGGUUCAUGGUUGCAUGGUUGCACGGUUGCACGAUCCCGACUCGAACCUCCAAAAUGAGACUCUUAACGAUGCGGUGGUACGCAUGUGAUCUAUUGUCAUGUUAGCCAAACGGCAAGGCACUGGGUUGGCGAGAAACGAGCCACGAAACGCCGUCCAACUCGACCACGAAUCGAUAAAGAGAAGCGUGGCUUCCCGGCGGUGGAGAAAUUCCAAAGUCUGACCACGCGGGUUUCCUUCCUGUGCUGUUACGGGGUGGAAAGGAAAAAGCUUUCGUCAGGAUGAUCACCUGCUGGAUCUUGACCGGCGUCUUUGGGACCAUCGUGUUGCUGUACGGCUUAAUAGAGAUUCACUACUUUCUGCGCAUGUUCUUCACCGUCUUCUUCGCGCGUUUCUGCAAGAAAAAGGUGCACAUUCUUGACGAGACAACCGUCUAUGGCAUUUGCACCACCACGGACGUGGAUACGCUCCUUUAUCACAUGAACAAUGCGAGGUACCUUCGCGAGCUGGACUUUGCCAGAGCAGACUUCUACGAGAGGACGAGUUUGUACCGCGAAAUCUGUUCCCAAGGAUCAGGUGUCGUGCAAGGUGCAGCGACCAUUCGUUAUCGUCGAUUCCUCAAGCCUCUAUCUAUUUUUAAAAUAACAUCAAAGAUCAUAUAUUGGGACGAGAAGUCGGUAUACAUGGAGCACCGAUUCAUCACCCCCAACGACGGUUUUAUCAGGGCCAUCGCGAUUUGCAAACAGAGAGUUCUGGACUGCAGCGCAGAGGCAGUUAUUGGCUCCCUCAUGGAACGAGGUGUCAAGCAGAAUGGCAGCGUCGAGGCGGGCGUGACUCAGAUACCUCACGUGAGGCCGCAGAUGCCACCGGAAGUAGCUAGGUGGCUGGAGAGCAACGAAAUCUCAUCGGCGCUUCUUCGUCAGGCCCCGGCAGUGACGACAAACUGCUGACAAAGAGAGGACACGCCGUCCACCGCGAACGGCGUUGUUCCCGCUACCGUCUGCGCGACCACAACUGUAUAAGGGUCGGGUGUUCGAUCUAUUUUAGAGAUCGCCUCUAAAGUGACUCGUGCUAUAGCUUUGAAUCAAUUUUUUAAGGACGAAACGGUGUGAACGAUCGUUACGCUUAAAACUUUUAUUGAUCGUACUCCUCGAUCGUCUCUACCCAAACAUUGAUUCAACGCGAAGAUCAGAAGCAUAAAUGUAUACACGGUGUCAAAGGAAGUACCUUCCGAUCAGUGGGAACCAAAAUAUAGAGUACAAAGACGGAUAGACGUGAAACUAUUUUGUUACACGACAGUGUGGUUUCCGAUCGUGACGUUGCCUCUUUACACGCGAAGAAUAAACGUAUCCAUGGACGAUCCUAUGCUUCAAUGGAUACCUCUAGGAAAUAUGUUACGAAAGCUGCCAGGCAACCGUAGAACCAAGUGCCAGAGUGACUUGAAAGAAGAUUGAAUCGAGGUCGAUAAAAAUGUACUUCGAUGGAGCUUCCAAAGCUUGAAAGAUCGCCUUUGUCGAAUAAUCUUUGUUAAAAGUUACCGUGAUACACGUGGCGUUAUUUACAUUUUUUAUUAUAUGCGCGAUUGGCGUCGGUAAUGACGAAGGAUAGCCGAAAUGCAACAAUCUGUAUUAUGAAAGCGUGGAGAUACCGGUGUUUAUAUGUAUUUAUAUUAAGUUGAACGCAAGAACUUUUUGUUCGACUUAAUAAAAUGCACUGGACGUGCCUUUAUAUAAAUCAUGAUAUUAUAUUUUCAGCUUUACGGUUGUCGUGCUUGUAACCUGUCCAAUUAUCGUCGUUUCAAUCCUUUCAUUGCAUUUUUAGCGUUAGAAUAUUUGUCGAAUCACAGUCGAAUCUGUAUAAUAUUUACGACCGAUUCUUUAAAUAGUACAUAAUAUUCGUUACCGACGCCAUUUGCACCGUUGGAUCCGUAAAGUUUAAUCCAUCGGAUUUUGGAUUAAAUCGGCAUUGUAGUACGAUUAAGUAGCCGACGACGUAAUCAGUUUCGACAGUUGUAGCAUUGCGCGCGUACGCGCUGGAAGACAUUACUAUACUUCUAGUUAAUAAUAAUGUCACUGUGUCAGAUAAUACUGUGUUGAUAAUCAUGUCGUUGAACCACUGUCCAGAAGAAGGAAUAAAUAUUCUUUAGAUGGGGA
Messenger RNA from Hylaeus volcanicus, 4036 nucleotides. Its product is annotated as protein THEM6. The transcript has 6 exons. The record is from RefSeq and is a predicted model, not a curated record. Bases 2165 to 2833 code for a protein of 222 amino acids. Lineage: Eukaryota; Metazoa; Arthropoda; Insecta; Hymenoptera; Colletidae.